AUUAAACUGUGGAACACGAUAAAUAUAAUAACAUUCUUAAGCUCACCUAGUAGACUGCUUCAUUUAUCAAUCGUUGUUUGUAGUUCAUUCGUUAUUUUGUUUUUAUCUCGCUUUUUAUUCUUAUUAUAGGUGACCAGAUUUGUAUUUAAAACGACGAAAAGAGUCCCGCAUCAAUUCAAUUCCUUUCAGGACUUCGAAGAAGAUAGUUCAUACAGCUGACUUGGGACCGAAACUUUGUUGUUUUGCAAACGAAGAAGACAAAAAAGCGCGAUUGCAAUCAAUAGAGAGGCCAAGAGAAUUCCACAGACAUAGUGAACCGUAAAAGUUUCAAGAAGUUUAUUUACAUACGCCGGAAUUUUUGUUCAAGUGCCAAAAACCGAGGUGAAUUGAAUUACCGCAAAGAUAGUUCACGACGACGACGUUAGAACGAAUCAGUGCGAAAUUCAUAGUGCCAGUAGAUCACUUCGAGUGUUAAUUUUCCAAACUUAUUUCUUUUCCCACUAGUCAAAUAAAAGCCAAAAUGAAUUCAACUGUGCUUAUAGUUACGCUAUCACUUGUGAUGAGUGUGUUGCUCGUUAAUGCCGAAGACGAUGGAAGAUACCAUGCCGAAAAGUACAGUCAAAAUGCAGUGUUCUUCCGACGCGCCGCUGAUGGAAAAUAUAUACCAAUGAAUGACCGAACAUACCAUCAUGUACAUGAUAGACGUGAAUUGGGAAGAUAUGUGCAUGUUCACAUUCCAUACACCGGCGGAUAUGGACCAUAUGAUCACAUGCCAAAUCCAUAUUUGCAUGAAGGAGUUCCAUACAUUCACGACGGUGACUACGAACACGUAAGUAGCUCCAGUGAAUAUCAUCCGUACAAUGAACAAGGAUACGAGAUUCCAAAGCCUGAAAUUCCACUUGUUUACGGAUUUCCAAAUAUACCAUUAUUACCAUCCUCUCCAAAAUUUCCCGAAUCAACCGAUACCGAAACCAAUCUUCUUCUUGACACACCAACCACUACCGAUGCGACUUCUUCAUUCUUUGAUAGCACCACUAUCUUAACCGGUGACAGUUUGAACAGUAGAAAAAAACGAUCCCUAUUUCAUUCACAGCCAAAAACAAUUGAAAUCACAUCAACAACAACCACGGCACGUCCAACCCGACCACGUACACGCUACGAUGACGAAGGCAAAUGGAGAAUCAUUCGACAAGAAGAGAAUAAACAACAAAAGAAAUACGAUUACUUUUUCGAAACUGAGAACAAAAUCUUUGCACAAGAAGCUGGAAAAGUGAGCGGAAAAGAAAAGGAAGGCACCAGCGGUAUUGGCUGGUAUCAAUAUGUCGGUGACGAUGGCAAAGUCUAUCGCGUUGAAUAUGAAGCUGGCGAACAAGGAUUUGUUCCAAAGGGAGACCACAUCCAUAAAUCCAUUCAAAAGCAUUUGAACAGCUUGAAAGAGCGCAAUCUGAUCUAAAUGUAUCGAACUGCUUAAGAAUAAAUGUAGCUAAUCUAAAUCGACGGUGUGCACCUUGCCAUACAUACACCAUUCAUACACAUACAUACAUCGGAAUUGAAAAUCGAUAAUUUAAGGCUUAAGUAACAAAAUCGAGUGAGAGAUAAUUUUUGUGAUAACUGAGAAAAUAUGAAGAUGAUUCGAUUAUAAAUCGAAUAUUACCAAGAAUACAGAUCGUACUAAUAUGAACACUCCCCACCAUCCAUACUCAUCCACCGCACUUAUUUGAUCAUACCAGAUUUAUGGUGUUUAUCCUACCCCUAAAACCUUGCACAUUUUCAUUCCAUUUAAAGUGUCACAUUCAAUUGCAACAUACUGCCGAAUGAAAACAAUCCUUUUAUUGUUCAUAUUAACGCUCUAUUUCUUAUUCAGUUACUCAAUUACAUUUCCAAUUGUAAUAAACAAUUAACCCUUUUUUCUCUCGUUAAAAUAAAUUUACAUUGAAGUUCAGCUGUUUUGAUACGAAUUGAAAAUUCGAGUCUUUGGACGCAACCUUAAAAAAGUGCAUUAGUUUAUUUCAAUUCUAUUAAUUCUAGAGUAAUCAUUUGUAAAUUAGUCAUUAGAAUCUGAUUUAAUAAAAAACAAAGACUUUUUU
Messenger RNA from Contarinia nasturtii (swede midge), 2087 nucleotides. RefSeq lists its product as uncharacterized. The transcript is spliced from 8 exons. NCBI's taxonomy places the organism in Eukaryota, Metazoa, Arthropoda, Insecta, Diptera, Cecidomyiidae. Bases 521 to 1453 code for a protein of 310 amino acids. The record is from RefSeq and is a predicted model, not a curated record. Gene Ontology annotation, cellular component: chitin-based extracellular matrix. Gene Ontology annotation, molecular function: structural constituent of chitin-based larval cuticle.